This is a messenger RNA of Cornus florida, 1957 nucleotides long. RefSeq lists its product as uncharacterized. Gene Ontology annotation, biological process: interstrand cross-link repair; protein monoubiquitination. The transcript is spliced from 14 exons. Gene Ontology annotation, cellular component: Fanconi anaemia nuclear complex; nucleus. NCBI's taxonomy places the organism in Eukaryota, Viridiplantae, Streptophyta, Magnoliopsida, Cornales, Cornaceae. The record is from RefSeq and is a predicted model, not a curated record. Gene Ontology annotation, molecular function: ubiquitin protein ligase activity; nucleic acid binding. Bases 469 to 1455 code for a protein of 328 amino acids.
UUAUAACCAAAUCCAAUAAAAGUCUUUUGGUUUAUUGAAAAUAAAAUAAAUGAUGGUACAAAAAAGAAGUAAAUUAAGAGAGAGAGAGAAAAAAACGGAAGAAGUUGUUAUGUAAAAUACUAGUAUUAAUUUCCGAAAAAAAAAAAAAAGGGGAAAGAGAAGGAAGUUUUGUAAAAUAUUUACAGGAAGGUGAAUUAACCUUGUUCACUCACACACAUACUAAGGUGAAUUAACAGUCUUUCUUCAACUGCAUAGUCUCAGAAGAGAAGGCUUGGUUCGACGCACUCAAUCAUCGAGAAGAAUUUAAUCCUUAUCGUUCAACGUUCGAGCAAGCAGUCUGAAGAUGGCCAAUUACCUUGUAGCAACUGAACAUCUCAUAAAUUGUCUGUGGUACGGGUCUCUAUGGGGGAAUGUGAAGAAGAAAUUUGACUUAAAAUAUUAAAGUGGGAUGCUAAUGCCUAUGCCAAUAUGAAUAUCAGCUUGGAAUGUACUGAGCAGAAGAGAUGUAGAGAGGCAAGCCUGUCAUCAUCUUUCCACUGUACUGUGUACUCAGAGAUAGAAGAAGUUGGAUGGGAGCAUUUGGUGAGGUUGAGCCAAGAUCUAAAGUUUCUUAGUUUUCGCAUUUUUGCUAGGGACAAGACAGGAAGAGUGCAUAUUAUGGAAAUUCUAUUGGAUAAAUCCUAUCCCAAAUGUCCACCUUCGAUUUCAGCGGAUGUACCUCAUAUUUUCAAUUUGGAAUGGUCAAUUAAUUCAAGAUUGAAAGAUGUUGUGCAGCAGUUUCAGGAGCAUCUGGAGAAUCUUCAGGAAUUUUGGUCUACCGUGGAUGAUAUUGACCAAUCUCUUUGGGUGGUUGAUCCAAAACAGCUAGAUCGUGCUGCAUCAUAUCGCCAAAUCAAUAUUGGAAACGAAUGUUUUCUCAUGUUAUUUAUAGAUGCCAAUGAUCCAAAAUCAUUACCAGAUCAUUGGAUUAUAACUUCUUGUAGGUAUCGUUUUAUGGGUGCAGAUCCAGAGGUCAACUCAUUGAGAAAAUUAUGGAAAAGAAAUUGCAGAAAAUGGUACGUACUCACACUCACAUUUCAAAAAUUGCCCACGAUGGAGCUCGAACCCCUCACCUCCCCUUUGAGGAAGAAGAACAAACCUGUUCCCGAAAAUCUUGCAAUCAUAAUGGAGACUCAACUUCCAGGACCUCCAGAUGUCCAGAAAAAUAAUCAGCAAGUUGAAUGUGGAAUUUGUUACGCACAAUGUCUUCCCAUUGAUGAUGAACUUGGAGCUAGGAGUGGAAGUGGAACUGAUUAUACAUGUGACAAUAACAAUUGCAAAAGGGCUUUCCAUAGUCUUUGCCUUGGGGAUUGGUUGCGCUCCAUCACAAGUACAAGGCAGUCAUUUGAUGUUAUGUUUGGGAAUUGCCCAUACUGUUCUGAGCCAGUUGCCGUAAAAAUCAACUCCAAAAAGUAAAUCCCUGAUUCCCUGUUCUUCAUGACCUUACUGAAACUCUUCAGAUGAUCUAUCUCCCUUAGCAACUGGGGAUGGAUGAUGGAUACAUAACCGUUGAAAAUUCAGCUCUUCUUGUUCCGGUCGCUAACUGCAACAGACACCUUCUUUGGCCAAUGCUGUCCAAAGAUAAAGUCGGUGCCAUUAAAUUCUAAGCUUUAAAACAGCAUCCUAUCCAUGUAAGUUCACCUCUCAACCACCACCCAGUUUUUUUGGUACUAUACUGAUUCAUCACUUUCAGACAUGCGACUUAUUGAUGAUGUGUACUUUUCAAUCUUCUAUGGUCUGUCCUGACCUUAUCCUCAGCUCUUUGACUUGGUUAUACUUACAAAGGUUGAUUAGGACUCGUCAUAAGAGUUCUGAAUCAUAUCUAUUUCCUAUUUUCAAUCCUUUUGCUGUCAAUACAAUCAUUUAUUUGAAUGAAUGCAUUGUUUUGCUUGCUUCUGAACAGCUUUAUGUUGAUCUC